Messenger RNA from Monodelphis domestica (gray short-tailed opossum), 1879 nucleotides. The record is from RefSeq and is a predicted model, not a curated record. Lineage: Eukaryota; Metazoa; Chordata; Mammalia; Didelphimorphia; Didelphidae.
AUGCUCAGAACGAAUCUAGGCCCUAAAUGCCAGGUAGAGGCCGAGUGAGCAUGCCCAGAAGGCAUUCACCGCUAGGCUAACUAAGCAGCCUCAAAAGUGGCCCACGAAGUUUCCAGAAGCUUGAGGCGGGUGACAGGAGGUGAGAGCCAGCUCCCUUUAGGCUAUCUUUAGGAACCUCGGGGAGAGAAUUCUUUCCUUUUCCUGAUUCUCGGGAUUCACUGUUUCCUAUCGCACUGGACUCUAACCAGCAACUUACAGAAGUAAAAAAUGAAGAUGAACUACCUUGAAAUGGUCCCUAUGAUGUUGGCAGCUGUGAUUCUGAUGGAAAUUUUUCAGGUUAAGGGUGAUAUGUUAAGCAUGUCUCCCAACACUUUUGAUGACCAGUACCUGAAGUGUGCUAGAAGAAUGGAGACCAAAUUUGUUCCCAAGCUGCUCAUUGAGGAAAAAAGCAACCAUAAGCACUUCGAUUCGGUGUGGACAGGAGGAGCCUACCAUUGGGAAUUAAAGAAGUCACAGCUGUUGCUCCCCCCAGGCUUUCUGGAUAACCAUGGCACGGCACUCAUGAUAUAUACUUCACAUGCUCAAAGGCAAACUCCCUUUUACCGAGAGUUCAACUCUGCCGUAGAAAGAGCUGGCCUGUCUCGAGAUGAAUAUAUCUACAACUUCCACUUCAAAGCUUUACACUUUUAUCUCACAAGAGCCUUGCAGCUUCUGAGCAGAGACUGUGAGGAGAGUUACAGACAUGUAGCCUAUGCCAAAAGCCAUUUUACUUUGUCUGGGCCUCAUGGACAUAAUGGUAUCAGGUUUUCUCAUUUUACCUCUUGGAAUGACAAACCUGAACCUUUAACUGGCUCCGAAGUCUUGUUCACUGUCUACACAUGUUUUGGUGUUUCUACCAAAAUGUUUUCUGAUUCAGUAAAUGGAAGCAUCUUAAUACCUCUGAAUGAGGUUUUUAAACUGACCCAAGAAGGGAAUAAAACCAACUUUAUCUUUAGAAGCAUGAACAAGACCUGCAGCCAUUUCGACUGUGCAUAUCUUGGAGGCUUGAAAACAGAAAAUUGUGUUGACAGCACUGGACAGCUUAAGUCCAGACACACCUAUUUCCCUGAAGUGAAAUCCAAAGAAAAUGAAGACAAGACCACUGACCAAAAAAAUCAUGAGCCUCAUGAUCCUGAAGAAAUGUAUGAAGGACAAGAGCCUUUUGAAGAACUUGGUCCAAGAAAUACAGACUAUUUUGACAAUCCUGCUCCAGCUCUAAUUCCAUUUCCCAGCAUCAACCCCACUCCAGCCUCCGCCUCUGCUUCCGUUGGUGAGAUGCAUCAUCCUCUGGUUGGAAGGUUUAUUCUUUUGAUCAGUGCUUUUAUUUUAACGCUUUUUGCUCAUCUCUGAUUUGUAGAGGUUCCUUACUAUCUUUAAAUGCAUUGUAAGGAUAGCUUACUAGAUCUUAACCACUAUUUAAGAAAAUGUAAAGGGAUGCAAACUUUUUCUUAUUUUCUACUGAUAAAAAACUGUAUUUCUUUGUGUAAAUAGAAGCCCAGUAUGCUAGUAGCAAGGAUAACUUAGAAUAUUUGUCAAUCUUCCACUUGUGGAUUUAUGUAUUAAUCUUAUGAUUGUAUAAACUUGAUGUUUCUGAAAACAAAUUAAUAAAAGACUAAGAAAAAUAGUAGAACUAAAAUUUUGGACAAACUUUAAUGUUAAUACUGAUUAGCUCUAAUAAUGAUAGCUAGCUUCAAUUACUUUUUUUUUUAAUGAUUGACUCCCUUUCGCUGAAUACCUGUUCAAUACCACUAUGUACAAGAUACUGUGCUGGGUAUUUAUGGGGAUACUGCUUGUAUGACCUUCAGUUCUUUUCAUUAUCAAAUAAAGAAAUUGGAUACGA